This is a messenger RNA of Drechmeria coniospora, 3825 nucleotides long. RefSeq names its product putative cutinase transcription factor 1 beta. The transcript has 5 exons. Gene Ontology annotation, molecular function: DNA binding; zinc ion binding; DNA-binding transcription factor activity, RNA polymerase II-specific. Gene Ontology annotation, biological process: DNA-templated transcription; regulation of DNA-templated transcription. The coding region runs from base 1 to 3825 and encodes 1274 amino acids. The record is from RefSeq and is a predicted model, not a curated record. Lineage: Eukaryota; Fungi; Ascomycota; Sordariomycetes; Hypocreales; Ophiocordycipitaceae.
AUGCAAUGCGAGCAGCUACGAGACUCGGCGGCGGAAAACAUCACGGCCUGGAUCGGACUUGCGUUGAGCACCUACGGAGUGUUUGAUCGGUCGAGGACAUUGGCAUCGCCGUACCAUCCGCACGCCGACAGCUGUGCCUCAGGCAGGCAACGCCUCGAAUACGACGCCUCGAAGACGACGCCUCGAAGACGACGCCUACGACGACGACGACUCCUCCGACAGCGGCGGAACAUCUGGGAGCGCCACAUUCCGCAUCGUCACGCCAGCAGUUUCGAGAACGUGACCGCCGAGCACGCCUUCUUCACUCACGGCGGCCGAUACCAUCUGUCGCACCUGCAAAGUCGAAGCGAGCACGCCGCUGCCACCGACGACGACGAAAAUCCGCCGCCCGCCAGCCCCUCCGCCAUGGAGGCUGACGGCUCCCGCGCCGCCCACGGCUCGCCCUCGCCUGCGCCCUCCGCCGAUUCGGGGGACCAGGGCAAGAAACGGCCGGCGGCGGCGGGCAAGGAGAUUUCCGACGUGCCGCAGAAGAUGGCGAAGCGACGUGCCGCCCGCGCCUGCGUGUCCUGUCGCGCACGCAAGGUACGCUGCGACGUGGUCGAGGGUGCGCCCUGCGGAAACUGUCGGUGGGACAAUGUCGAGGUGAGUGAGAGUGAGCCCGUCGGUGAUGCGGUGCCUCCUGCGCGUGCGUGCGAGGGCGAGGAGGCGGAGGGUGCCACGGCUGGCCGCACGAGCAAGCGUCGUGUGUGGUCCAGGAGAGCCGUCGGCGAAAGUGAGUGCUUGCUCCGUACUGGGGGAGGAAAAUUGUCCCGCCUCCCCGUCGUCCGUCAUCCGUUUACCCGCCGGCCGGGGGUGCUCGCCAGUUCCGGAAUGGCCCUCGGUCCGUUCGCGCGCCACCUGGGCCAAGCGCGAGCCCACAUGGUCACCGGUGCACCGGGCAUGGGGUUCUGGAGCGCGCCAAACCCAAAGGAGAGGCGUGUCCAUAAAUCCUCUCGGAAAAUCCUCCCCACUGGCCAAUCCUUCCCUCCCUCCCCCCUCGUCCGCUCCUCGAGGGCGGCAACCCUGGGGCAGAAUCCAACGGCAAGCUCGCGGGCGCUGACUCGGAAUCCGUCGUCUAGAAAGAAUCUCGUCACGGCGGUAAAUACCGCCCCGGCGCCCCCCGGAGCCAGCGGGGCGGCGGCGGAGGCCCACCGCCAUCAUCAGGGCCAGGGCCAGGGCCAGGGUCUCCUCCACGCGGACCUGAGCCAGUGCCAGCAUCAACGCCAACGCCAACAGCAACAACUACAGCAGCAACUACAGCAGCAGUUACAGCAGCAGUUACAGCAGCAGCAGCAGCAGCAACAACAACAACAACAACAUCAACAUCAACAUCUUCAUCAACAACAACAACAACAGCAACUGCGAUGCAAAUCCACCGACACGGCGACGGCCUCGACAACUCCUCUUGCCGCCGUGCACGUCCACCUCGGCGAUGUAACGACGGCGGCGAGUCGUGCCGGCAACGCAAACGGCACCGUGGAUGCGCACGUCCCGCACUUGAUCUAUCAGCGCUCUGCCGCAUACCGCAACGACGCCGGCCUGCUCAAUCGGGUCUCGCCCUCCGAGAGCGUGCCCGCAACAUCACCUGCGUCGGCCCCUGCGCCUUCGACGACGAGCCCAGGUACGCAUUCUUCGCCGACGACGACGACGACGUCGAGCGUCCUGCCCGCUCCGCAGCUGCCGUGGAACCCCAGCCUCGCCGGACACGCCGACCUCUUCGGCACCGGCCGCACCGCCCAGUUCCUCCACUCGCUCGAGCUGCCCGAUGCCAGCUCCAGCCUGCCACCCUUUGUGCGGCCCCUGCCCUCUAAGAUCGCGGCCGAGGACGUUCAGUACCUGCACAUCAAGGGCGCCCUGGCUCUGCCGGCCAUCCCGCUCCAGAAUGCCUUGCUGCAGGCCUACGUCGAAUACGUCCACCCCUACAUGCCGCUCAUCGACCUCCAUGAUUUUCUCCACGUCGUCGGUCGUCACGAUGGCCUCCACGGCCAGACGAGCCUGUUCCUCUACCAGGCUGUCAUGUUCGCCGCCACCGCCUUCGUCGACAUGAAGCACCUGCGCGAUGCCGGAUACUCGACGCGCAAGGGGGCCAGGAAGGCCUUUUUCCAAAAGACCAGGCUCCUCUACGACUUCGACUACGAAUCGGACCGUCUCGUCCUCGUCCAGGGCCUCAUGCUCAUGACGUAUUGGUACGAGACGCCCGACGACCAAAAGGAUACCUGGCACUGGAUGGGCGUCGCCAUCUCGCUCGCCCACACCAUCGGCCUCCACCGGAACCCCGAGCUGACGAGCAUGCCGCCGCCGAAGCAGCGGCUGUGGAAGCGCAUCUGGUGGUCGUGCUUCAUGCGAGACCGUCUCAUCGCCCUCGGCAUGCGUCGUCCGACGCGCAUCAAGGACGAGGACUUUGACGUGCCCAUGCUCGUCGAGGCCGACUUCGAGAUCCGCCUCCUCGCCGAGUCCAGCACCGUCAUGCCGCCCGAGUGCCGCCUCGUGCGCGACCUCGCCAUGCAGCGCGACCUCGCCGCCAUGUGCAUCGCCAAGGCCAAGCUCUGCCUCUGCAUCAGCCGCAUGCUCCGGCUCCAGUACUCGGUCCUCCUCCGGGACAAGAGCAAGACCGAGACCGCGACCGGCGGCGGCGCCGUGCUCUUCCCCGACGGGCUGCCCGACGACGUCGAAGGCGUCGCCGCCGUCGACCUCGAGCUCACCGCCUGGGCCGAGUCCCUCCCCGCGUGCUGCGCCGACCGGCCCCUGACGCCGCUGGACGUCGACGACGGCCGCUCGACCGUCGCGGUCCAGAGGACGCUGCUGCACAUGGUCUACCACACGACCGUGUCGGCCCUGCACCGGCCCCAGUUCCUGCCCUCGUCGCCGACGCAGCCGCCGACGACGUCGCGCGAGGCGCAGGAGGUCUCCCGCCUGCGCGUGCGCGACGCCGCCGCCCGCAUCACCCGCCUCGCCACCCAGCUGCACCAGCUCCGGCUCGAGCGAUACCUGCCGACGACGGGCGUCACCGUCAUCCUGCCGGCCAUGAUCAUCCACCUGCUCGAGAUGAAGAGCCCGACGGCCCAGGUGCGCGAGCGCGCCGGCCGCGGCUUCCGCCAGUGCAUGCGCGUCAUGGAGAAGCUGCGCGACAUGUACGCCGCCGCCGACUACGCCACCGGCUUCCUCGACGCCGCCCUGCGCAAGGCGGCCAUCGACGUCGACGGCAAGAUGUCGCCGUCGACGCUCGCCAUGAUGACGCACGUGGCCGUCGGCCCCGGCGCCCACACGCCGCCGCCCGAGAACCUGCCCUACAUGACGACGGCCGAGUCGCUGUUCCAGGAGAAGCGGAGCCAGCCGCCGGUCCGGACGAUGCUGCCGCCCAACACCAUCAACGCCGCCGCCCUCGACCUGUCGGCCAACUCGCCGCCCCAGACCGACUUUGACUCGGCCGGCAUGACGCCCGGCGCCAGCGUCGGGUCGGACGAGAUGGCCUUUGACGCCGAGGCCGCCGACCUCGACUUUGCCCAAGCUCACGAGGGCCUCGACUGGAACGCCGUCGCGGGCACCGACUUUGACGUCGACCAGUGGCUGCAGUUUCCCGCCGACGGAGUCAACGACGAGGACGAGGACGACGCCGACGCCGCCGAGGGUGACAAGGAGGGCGACAAGGACGACCAAGCAAAGGCAACGGAGGCGCAGCCGUCGCACCUCAUCGCGCUCGACAAGGACGGCGACGGCGACGUGACGAUCGAGGCCGCCCCUCUGGUCGACGCAGGCCACGCCAAAGUGCUGGCGCAGGCAGCAUGA